AUGUCUAAUGAAAUUGAUAGCAUAGUCAACGGUGAUAUAGAUCUUUACGAAUUUCUAGAGAUAGACCCAACAUUUGAAGAAAGUGAAAUUAAACGUCAAUACAGACGAAAGGCUUUACAAUACCAUCCUGAUAAAAAUCCUAGUGAAGAUGCUGCUAAGAAGUUCCACUUUCUAUCACAAGUAUAUGAAAUAUUAUCCAAUGACAAAUUAAGAUACAAUUAUGAUAGGAUACGGCAACUCAAAAUUAACAAAAUAGAGAGACUGAAUAAAUUAUCUGAACAAACUAGAGCCUUCAAAGAAGAGUUGGAAAAGGCUGAAAAAGAAUACAAAUUUAAUAAUUCCAAUGUAUUUGAUAAUACAAAUAAGGAAUUUGUUCAAAGAAAAAUAUGGGAAAAUAAUUUAGAAAGGUUAAAAGAAGAAGGUUUAAAAAAGCGUAGAGUUCAUGAAAAGGAAAUAAUUGAGCAGUCUGCUUCAGGUAUUCAACAGACCAAGAGAUAUAUAUCUUUUCAUGAUCUACCGCUUAAAUUAGAGAAAAUAUCUAUCUUGAGGACCCUAGAUGAAGAUUGCAUUGAUUCCAAAGGCAAUCAAAUGACAAAAACCAUUGUCAGAUGGAAGCAUAAGCCAGAACUAAAAGAGUUGAUAACACCGGAUAUAUUGCAAGAUAUGAUGAUAAUAUUUGGUCCAAUAAAAAACACAAAAAUAAUUCCAAAUACUAAAAAUUCCAGAUACGACUCAGGAAUAGUGGAAUUUGAAAACUCUAAGAGUGCUGAGAAGGCUGUUAAUCAUGACUACAAGAAAAGUGCCACUCUCUGGGAUGGAACGAAAGUCAGAAAGUUGGCUAGUUUAUUGAGAGAAUGCAAGUAUGAUACCCCUACGGUGCCUCCUGGUGAUACAGAAAUGGAUUCAAUUAGUCUGGAUGAAACUCAAAAGAUUAGGAGAUUGAUUGCUAAGCUGAACAAGAUGACAAACUUUAACCCUCCUUCAAAAUAUGCCAUUCAGAAUGUUUCUUUAAAGUCUGACACAUAUAUGGAUCAGAUUUUGAAUAACUUUGUUUUAAAAGAAGCUAGAAAUGAAGUCUAA
Molecule: messenger RNA, 1080 nt
Organism: Debaryomyces fabryi
Lineage: Eukaryota; Fungi; Ascomycota; Pichiomycetes; Serinales; Debaryomycetaceae
Product: U2-type spliceosomal complex subunit
Exons: 1
Coding region: 1-1080 (359 amino acids)
Biological process (GO): spliceosomal complex disassembly
Cellular component (GO): spliceosomal complex
Molecular function (GO): RNA binding
Source: RefSeq, a predicted model, not a curated record